Messenger RNA from Pristis pectinata (smalltooth sawfish), 3472 nucleotides. It is a transcript of the gene xpo7, whose product is annotated as exportin 7. Gene Ontology annotation, biological process: protein export from nucleus. The record is from RefSeq and is a predicted model, not a curated record. Gene Ontology annotation, cellular component: cytoplasm; nuclear pore. Lineage: Eukaryota; Metazoa; Chordata; Chondrichthyes; Rhinopristiformes; Pristidae. Gene Ontology annotation, molecular function: nuclear export signal receptor activity; small GTPase binding.
AGCGGCGGCCUGAGCCCGGGCAGUGCGCAGGCGCAUGAACGCGGGUGAGCCGAGGAGCGCGGGCAGUGCGCAGGCGCGUCACCGAGGCGAGCAUGAAUGGAGGAAAAUGGCGGAUCAUGUGCAGAGCUUAGCCCAGCUAGAGAUACUGUGUAAACAGCUCUAUGAAACCACUGACACGUCCACUCGACUACAGGCAGAAAAGGCCCUAGUUGAAUUCACCAAUAGCCCAGACUGCCUGAGCAAAUGCCAACUGCUCCUAGAGAGAGGAAGUUCAUCGUAUUCACAGUUGCUGGCAGCAACCUGCCUUACAAAGCUUGUUUCGCGAACGAACAACCCUUUGCCUUUAGAACAACGUACUGACAUACGAAACUAUGUCUUGAAUUACCUGGCGACCAGACCAAAACUGGCAAACUUUGUCACACAAGCACUCAUCCAACUCUUUGCCCGAAUCACCAAACUGGGCUGGUUUGACUGCCAGAAGGAGGAGUAUGUCUUUAGGAAUGUCAUUGCUGAUGUCACAAGAUUUUUGCAGGACAGUGUUGAGCACUGUAUUAUCGGAGUAAUGAUUCUUUCCCAGUUAACAAACGAAAUAAACCAGGCUGACACUACGCAUCCACUGACAAAACAUAGGAAAAUUGCAUCAUCAUUUAGAGACGCAUCACUGUUUGAUAUUUUCACACUUUCAUGCAAUUUACUAAAACAGGCAUCAGGAAAGAGCUUAAAUCUGAAUGAUGAAAGCCAACAUGGUCUCCUAAUGCAGCUUCUUAAACUGGCUCACAACUGCCUCAACUUUGACUUCAUUGGCACGUCAACAGAUGAGUCAUCAGAUGACCUCUGUACUGUCCAGAUUCCAACCAGCUGGAGGUCAGCUUUCCUGGAUUCAUCAACCCUGCAGUUGUUUUUCGACUUGUACCAUUCCAUCCCUCCAUCACUGUCCCCUCUGGUCUUAUCUUGUUUAGUACAGAUUGCUUCAGUCCGGAGAUCACUAUUUAACAAUGCAGAAAGAGCAAAGUUCCUGUCUCACUUAGUGGAUGGAGUGAAGAGGGUUUUAGAAAAUCCACAGAGCUUAUCCGACCCGAACAAUUACCAUGAGUUCUGCAGGUUACUGGCUCGACUGAAGAGUAAUUAUCAACUGGGAGAGCUGGUGAAAGUGGAAAACUACCCUGAAGUCAUCCGUCUAGUAGCCAAUUUCACUGUGACUAGCCUUCAGCACUGGGAGUUUGCCCCUAACAGUGUACACUACCUGCUGAGCUUGUGGCAGCGCUUGGCUGCCUCAGUACCGUAUGUCAAAGCCACAGAGCCACACAUGUUGGAGACGUAUACACCCGAGGUCACCAAAGCCUACAUCACCUCCAGACUAGAAUCCAUUCAUAUCAUUCUGAGGGACGGGUUAGAAGACCCACUGGAUGACACUGGACUUGUUCAGCAGCAGUUGGACCAGCUCUCCACCAUUGGCCGCUGUGAAUACGAGAAGACCUGUGCUCUGCUGGUCCAGCUCUUCGAUCAGUCAGCUCAAACCUACCAGGAGUUACUGCAGAGCGCAAAUGCUAGUGCCAUGGAUGUCGCUGUACAGGAAGGUCGACUGACGUGGCUGGUGUACAUCAUUGGGGCAGUGAUUGGGGGCCGAGUUUCCUUUGCUAGCACAGAUGAGCAGGAUUCAAUGGAUGGGGAGCUGGUUUGCCGAGUUUUGCAACUGAUGAACUUGACUGACUCUCGACUGGCUCAGGCUGGCAAUGAGAAGUUGGAAUUGGCCAUGCUCAGCUUCUUCGAACAGUUCCGGAAGAUUUAUAUUGGAGAUCAGGUCCAAAAAUCAUCCAAGUUGUAUCGCAGGCUGUCUGAGGUCCUGGGACUGAACGAUGAGACAAUGGUUUUGAGUGUAUUCAUUGGAAAAAUAAUCACCAACCUGAAGUACUGGGGAAGAUGUGAGCCAAUCACCUCAAAGACACUACAGCUCCUGAACGAUCUCUCCAUUGGAUAUCCUUUGCGUGAGAAGCUGGUAAAGCUGACCGCUGUUCAAUUCAUGCUGAACAAUCACACAAGCGAGCACUUUUCCUUCCUGGGCAUCAAUAACCAAUCAAACCUGAGUGAUAUGCGUUGUCGAACUACCUUCUACACAGCACUUGGACGAUUGCUUAUGGUUGAUCUAGGUGAGGACGAAGACCAGUUUGAGCAGUUCAUGCUUCCCUUAACCGCAGCAUUUGAAACGGUGGCACAAAUGUUUAAUUCAACCACGUUUAAUGAACAAGAUGCUAAGCGAACUUUGGUCGGCCUGGUGAGAGAUCUAAGGGGAAUCGCUUUUGCCUUCAAUGCAAAGACCAGCUUUAUGAUGUUCUUUGACUGGAUUUAUCCUGCCUACAUGCCAAUACUACAACGUGCAGUGGAACUCUGGUAUCACGACCCAGCCUGCACCACGCCCAUUCUCAAGCUGAUGGCCGAGCUGGUCCACAACAGGUCGCAGCGGCUGCAGUUUGAUGUAUCAUCCCCUAACGGGAUCCUCCUUUUUCGAGAGACCAGUAAAAUGAUUACAACCUAUGGUAACCGGAUCCUCACCCUGGGAGAGGUGCCCAAGGACCAAGUUUAUGGGCUGAAGUUGAAAGGGAUUUCCAUAUGCUUCUCCAUGUUGAAGGCAGCUCUCAGUGGGCAAACUAUGUCAACUUUGGUGUUCUUCCGUCUCUAUGGUGACGAUGCCCUCGACAAUGCUUUGGCAACGUUCAUUAAGCUCCUCCUAUCGAUCCCCCACGUGACUUACUGGCAACCCUUGCUGAACCUCCUUGUGUUUGUGCUUUCUGUGCUGCUCCCAGUGCAGUUGGAUUAUCCCAAGCUCAGUCAGUCUUACUAUUCCUUGUUAGAAGUUCUCACUCAAGACCACAUGAAUUUUAUUGCCAGCCUGGAGCCGCACGUUAUCAUGUACAUUCUGUCCUCCAUUUCAGAAGGUCUCACUGCACUGGACACAAUGGUGUGCACGGGUUGUUGCUCAAGUCUGGACCACAUUGUAACAUACCUCUUCAAGCAAUUAUCUCGUAGCACAAAGAAACGGACCACACCGAUAUCCCAGGAGAGUGACCGUUUCCUGCACAUCAUGCAGCAGCACCCUGAAAUGAUCCAACAGAUGUUGUCCACAGUUCUCAACAUCAUCAUUUUUGAAGACUGCAGGAAUCAAUGGUCCAUGUCACGUCCUCUGCUUGGAUUAAUUCUCCUGAAUGAAAAGUAUUUUGCAGACUUGAGGAACAGCAUAGUGAACAGCCAACCCCCUGAGAAGCAGCAAGCCAUGCACCUUUGCUUCGAAAACUUGAUGGAAGGGAUUGAACGUAACCUAUUGACAAAGAACAGGGAUAGGUUUACACAGAACCUCUCUGUGUUUCGAAGAGAAGUAAACGACUCGAUGAAGAAUUCAACAUACGGUGUCAAUAGCAACGACAUGAUGAGCUGACGUCUGUUCUGCUUCCUAACCCUAUGCAGGAGUCGAAGGGGG